This is a messenger RNA of Tupaia belangeri chinensis (Chinese tree shrew), 3297 nucleotides long. Its product is annotated as endogenous retrovirus group K member 113 Gag polyprotein-like. NCBI's taxonomy places the organism in Eukaryota, Metazoa, Chordata, Mammalia, Scandentia, Tupaiidae. Gene Ontology annotation, biological process: viral process. Bases 404 to 2218 code for a protein of 604 amino acids. Gene Ontology annotation, molecular function: zinc ion binding; structural molecule activity; nucleic acid binding. The transcript has 2 exons. The record is from RefSeq and is a predicted model, not a curated record.
GCCGCCGCCGCCGCCAGCGCCGCCGGAGCCAUACUGCGCUUCACGCCUCACGCCUACCGGGGGCCGCCAUCUUGCGUGACCCUUGACCCUACGCUUCGGCGGAAGCGCUCCUAGUCGCGGCCAUGUUUGUUACUGGCUGAAGGCAAAGACGCUGAGGGCAGCUUUGGCUGCAGGAGGUCACAGCACCCCCACUCAAAAAACGUGUUCUGCCCAGCGAGCCCCAGCAAGCGGUGCCAGGACAUGGGCCUGAGUACAGGGGACUACAAAGAGUCAGGAGUGGACACUCCUUGAGGCCUGCCGGAGAUAAUUGAGUAAGGUAAGGAGCCAACAGAGUAAAAGAAUAGAGUAAAAGAAAGAGAUAGCUGUAAAAUAGACAAGCAUCGAUUAGCACUGGGUGUAAAACAUGGGGACACGACUGUCAAAAGAGAGAGAGACGUAUGUCCAAAUGUUGUCUUCUAUGUUAAAAGCUAGGGGCAGUAAAGUUAGUAUCAAGCAGUUACGUCAGUUCCUGAAUUUUGUGCAGGAAACAUGCCCCUGGUUCCCUGAGCGAGGAACAGUUUAUGAGGAGACCUGGAACAAGGUUGGAGAACAGAUCAGGGAACGAUAUACAACAGAGGGUCCUAGGAGGAUUCCCGUUUUUGCCUACUCCCUGUGGAGUUUAAUUAAGGAGUGCUUGAGACAAAACCCUCCAGAAAACGGAGCCUGCCCAGUAAGUGGACUAACAAACACUCUGGAGGGCUAUACCUCCCUCCUACCUAAGAAGUCAGAGUCUGGAACUACAGACAAGGAUAGGGAGGUAAGACCUGAUAAUAAAAAUGACAAUGGUCUUUUGAAGCUAGGGAGACUUAAGAUCAUAGAUUCUGAAGCAGCCCAGGAGAGGGAGGAGAACGGAGCCACUGCCCUUCGACCUAGCGCUCCCCUGCUGCUGCCCGCUGCUUCCCAGUCAAAACCUGCUUCCCAGUCAAAACCUGCUUCCCAGUCAAAACCUGCUUGCAUAUCAAAUGGCGCUAGGAGAGAAAGAACAGCUUCCACCUUAUCGCCCUUCCAGAGAGCUCUGCUUUGCGCAGCAGAUAGAGGAGAGGACAUUUCAGAAUUUCUAUCAGGUCCAGUUAUAGAGGUUCCUGACUCUGACAACCCAGAACAAACUCAGCGUCAUUAUGAGCCAAUAUCCUUGGAAACUCUAAAGGAAUUAAAAAAGGCUUGCACGCAAUAUGGUCCCACAGCAGUGCAUACAAUAGCGGUGUUAGAGAGGGCUACUCAGUCCAUCUUUACCCCUAAUGAUUGGCAGGUGCUAGGCAAGGCAUGCUUGUCGAGAAGAGAUUAUCUUUUGUGGAAGUUGAAUUGGUUUGAGGAAGCCCAAGAGCAGGCGACUAGGAACCAACAACAUGGAAUACCUAUCACAUCUGAAAUGUUGACCGGAACAGGGGAGAAUGCAGAUACUGGUGCACAAAUUGGAUAUACACCACAGGCCCAUCAGCAGAUUAACAUCAUAUGCUUGAGAUGCUGGAAAAGGCUUCCCGGUCAGGAUCAAGCGACAGACAGUUUGAUCAGUGUACGACAGGGACCUAGUGAGUUAUAUCAAGAUUUUAUUUCCCGCUUGACACAAGCCAUAAUGCGACUGGUCUCUGAUCAGGAGGCAGGACAAAUUUUGUUGAAACAGUUGGCCUUUGAAAAUGCUAAUGCCUCUUGCAAAGCAGCUAUUACUCCAUACCAAGAAAAGGGGACAGUGGCCGAUUAUAUUAGACUUUGUCAAGACAUUGGGGAACCACAAAUUCAGAGUAUAGCUUUAGCAGUUGCGUUAAAGGAAGUAAUGCAAAAGAGAUCAAAGGGUAAUUGUUUCAAUUGCGACAGACCAGGACAUAUGGCGCGUGACUGUCGAUACCGAAAACAAUCAAGGGGAUAUGCCAACAGAGGACCAGAAGGCCCGAAACCAGCGCCCACGCAGGCUCCCAAGAUAUGUCCUAGAUGCCGGAGAGGAAGAGAUUGGGCCAGUGAGUGUAGAUCCCAAACAGAUAUAAAUAGGAGGCCACUGGGGCCCUCAGGAAAUGGGACAUGGGGCCAGCCCUGGUCCCGUCAAACAGCAGGGGCACUCUCAAUGAUGCAGGACAAUCAAGCCAGUCAGAGGCUUCUGGCAGGCCACAGACAAUCAGAGAUCUCUACCGGGCAACCCCAGGUAAGGCAGGACUGGAUCUCAGCCCCACCUCCAGGGGGAUAUUAGCAUCUGAUAUGAGUCCACAGGCAGUUCCUACUGGCCUUUCUAAGGGCCUUUACCACAGGGCACAGUGGCAUUGAUUUGGGGAAGAAGCAGUGUGCCCUUAGGGUUAGUAGUAACCCCUGGCAUAAUGGUUGCAGAUUAUUCUGGAGAAAUCAAGGUUAUAGCCUCCGCCUCUCAAAUUGUUCAGCUUUUUGCUGCUAUCUACAGUUUUAACAGAGCGAGCAUUAACCACAGAGCCCAGAGGACAAGGAGGAUUUGGGGUCCUCAGACCAGGUCUAUCUUCAGGCUAUUUAGGAAACUUGGCCAAAGUAUAAUCUAACCAUACAAGGCUGAAAAUUUCAGGGAUUUGUAGACACUGGGGCUGAUGUUUCUGUCAUAGCCCAAAAACAUUGGCCCCAAAAUUGGCCCUGGAAAUUUACUAACUCCACCUUGGAAGGGGUAGGGUAUGUGAAAUCGCCAGCAAUGAGUUCUGCUUUCUUACUUGGACAGACAGAUCAAGAGGGUCAUACAGGAGUUUCAGCCCUAUGUUUUAUGUGAUGUACCUUUGAUUCAUGAAAUGGAUUAUAUCUACCUAGUCCUUCCUCACCUGUAACAAUUGCUACCUGAUCAGGGCCUUUUACCUUCUCAGGGUUAGGCAAAGACAGCCCAAGACCAACACUCCGCUAUUCCAGCGUUCCAAAAUUUAGAUAGAAAAGGAUUAAGAAAUUCCAUUACUGAUUUCAGAUAGGAGCCUUGGUAAAUCCCCAACUGUUCGAACUGAAGCUCCAAUAAAUUGGCUUUCAGGGGAGCCUGUCUACGUUGACCAAUGGCCCCUAACUGGGGAAAAAUUGAGGCAGCUAACUAAGCUGCUUGUACAUGAACAAUUCCAACUGGGACACAUUGAGUCUUCCUUUAGUCUUUGGAAUUCUCCCAUUUUUGUCAUUCAAAGAAAUCAGGAAAAUAUAGGUUAUUACAGGACUUGAAAAAAGUUAAUGCCACCGUGCAAAUAAUGGGACCAACUACAACUUGGCCUUUCUAGUCCCAAUGCUAUUCCCUCAACUUUCAUUUCAUUGUAUUAGACCUUAGGGCUGGCAGGUGGCAUG